Macrobrachium nipponense is the source of this 2872-nucleotide messenger RNA. Its product is annotated as immediate early response gene 5 protein-like. Bases 349 to 1299 code for a protein of 316 amino acids. Lineage: Eukaryota; Metazoa; Arthropoda; Malacostraca; Decapoda; Palaemonidae. The record is from RefSeq and is a predicted model, not a curated record. The transcript has a single exon.
UUCACCUCGGGAUCGCUAUUCAGAGAGCAAGGUUUGACGCGUAAAGGUCCACGAUCUGGUGCCUGAGGAUCCUUCUGUAACGCUGAAGUUUAUAUCCUACCAAAACAUCAAUAGCUUGGCCUUCGUGACCCUGCCAGUGUUACUGAAAAACGUGGUUUGGUAUAUAGUGCCUAUCGACUCGGUUUUGUAACCCAGUGUGCCUCAAACCAGUUAUACUUGAUCCAUUGCUCUCGAGUUUACUACUGCAGAAGGAAACUUUUAAGGGAGUUUAUUAAACCCCACAGAAAACCGCUGUGUUGACAGUGCCGGAGCAUAUAUACACAGUGCAUUUAAUAUAAAAGAAGAACAAUGACCGCUUUGGACCCCAUCAAGCAGCCGGGGCUGGAGGCCCAGAAGUUGAUUAGUAUCUCUUUAGGGAAAAUGGCUGCAUCCAGGGUCGGUAAGAGUGGUUCAUCCCUCCACAAGAGUCUGUUGGUGGCGUCCGUGUUACAGAGGGCACGUCACGUCUUCUUGGAAGAGAAUUAUCACAGUUAUCACCAUUACCGCGGACCUACCAUCACCCCGGUCCCCAUCUGCCCCCCGCACGUGCCUAAUAAACUGCCCACCCCCCUUACACCGUCGUGCCCCGACUCGUACUUGCAGGAUAAUGACGAGAAUAGGUGUGCAACUCCACAGCCCCAUGAGGACGAUGCAUCGAAAGAAGAAACGACCCUUGCCCCUCUCACCCCCGUCGUCGUACACAGAAUGCCCUUGGGUGAUACCUCGAACUAUCAGCAGCAGCAGCAACGUACCGUUGCCCUGAAGAGACGACGUGUCAGUGACAAGGAAACCCAAGAUGCGGUAUCAUCCAUCUUGCCCAAGCGCCUCAAGAGCUGUGCAAGCUACGACGACGAUGAGGAGGAAUCGCCCCUGCACCCAUCAUCACACCACCUCGCAGGAGAAGACCAGGCGCAGGAAUGUGCUAAUCCCUCGGAUAUGUUCGUACCCAUUUCUGUUGCCGAAAAUCACGGUUUGCUGCCAGUGUGUUCUACAGUCGAAACCUCUUGCCGUGGUGCGUCGGACUGCGUCGUCCGUAACCCAACGACAAUAACGACGACCAACAACCACCCGUUGUACUGCACUUUGGAACCCAUUAGUGAUGACGAGGAAGAUGACGACGACGUGAACAGCAUGGAGGUGGAACAUAUUACGUCAUUAGUGUCCAUAUUUAGUUUCGGUGCCCCAAGGAAAGACCUCUGUGCAACACAGGCCGCUCGCGAAGACCAUGCCCAGUUUACUCCGGUGGCUCUGACAGUUUGAUGAUAGAAGGCGCGAAGUGGAACUAGAGCGCCCACCGGUGAAACAAUUUUUUUGUUUUAUCGGUGAUAUCAAUAUUUUAUUCUUGGUCUCCGGAUCCUUCGGCCAACCUAAGGUCGAGUGGAGGAGGAAGUUCGAAGAAUCCUGUGGUCUCAAUUUCGAUGACCUGUAGCAGGUCACUUAUAAGUUUUGAAUUUACCAGUUUUUAAUUUGACGUCGUGUCACUUCUACGAAUGAUGAAAAAUCCGUGAAAUGUAUUUUUCUUUCAAAUUUUCUUCUGGUUCUGUCCAAGGGAAGGUCAUAUAUUGGUUUAGACCUUGAAUGUACCUGAUAAUGUUUCUUUAGGCUUACGACAAAGGUGUAAUAUAUAAAUAUUGUAUGUAAAUCUCGAUCUUGCAAUUGUCUGCUAUGCUGAGAAAAAAGAAAAAAAACAUAACUAAGACUUCUUUGGAAAUUAGAAAGUUAUUGGAGUAGGAUAUUUGUUUGUUUGUAGGAGAUAUUCAUGAGUGUGAAGUGCCUUAAAAUUAUUUCACGAAGGUGGCCAUGGCCACCAGAAAUGUUUAAAAUAAGUAAAGUAACUGUUCAGUGAACUACUCCCACGCAGGUCACAAUUGUAUGGACGCCAAAGAUUGCAUUACACUUCGUUUUAGAUGUUCACUCGAAGUAGCUUAAUGUCAGUGGUCGGAAAUUGGUUGUGAAGCUACGUUUCCCGGCCUUUUGUUUGUGCAUAUGGAAGGGAAAAAUUAUCUUAGGAAUUGCUAUUCUGCUAUUCACUUAGCCUAGUAUGUGAACAGGUGUUUUGUCAAAAUUGUCCGAAAUUUAUCGGAACUGAAUUGAUUAAAUGAAGAGGAAUAUGUGAAUGCUCAUGUAAAGCUGGAAAAUUAGUGUUUAGGCAUUGUAUACAUAUGCACAUCCAAUAUCUUAAUGAAAGGGGCUUCAAAUCUCUCUAUGGCUUUGUGAAAACCCCAAGAUAUUUUAGGGUGCUUUGUACCAAGUCAGUUUUAUCUUGAUAAAGUAUGGUCAUUCUUCAAGAGAUGUUCAUCGUAAAAUUGAGUAUAUUCUUAAUUUAGUGUAAAAUAACUUAAUUGCCAUUUCAUGCUUCCCACGCUCAAGAGUUAAGAAUUUGUGGCACGAGUUCAUUUUUCAUUGGACUCGUUCGGAAAUCUACUCAAUGGACGUUAUAUUGGAAUCGAAUGUCCCUUCUGAAUAUUGCAUAGGACGUUGGAUAAGGUAAUUAUGAGUGUCAAGCCCUAUUUGGAAAUCUGACAAUUAUUUCCCUGUACAUUGUCAAAGUAACUAUUUACACAUGGUUGAACUGGUAGAGAUUUUACUUUUAUUAAAAUGUUGCUUGUCCAACAAGGUGUGUUAUGCUCACUGCCACUAGAUUUAAAAAAAAAAUACAGUUUGGAAGUAUAGAACUGACUUAAUACACAGUCACGUGAAAGCGUAUGUGAUAAAUACCUGUACUCUGACGAGAUAUAUAUGUAAAUAAGAGAAUAUUAAAUUUAUUUAUGAAUGUAAUAUAAGAAUUUUAAUAUUUUGUACACAACGAAAAGACAAUAAAUUUAUGAAAUAA